Adineta steineri is the source of this 4452-nucleotide messenger RNA. The record is from the annotation of a GenBank genome assembly. NCBI's taxonomy places the organism in Eukaryota, Metazoa, Rotifera, Eurotatoria, Adinetida, Adinetidae.
AUGUUACGAAUAUUAGUAAUUAUUCUUCUGAUAGCAUUUAAUCAAAUUGAAAGUGUUACUAUUGAAUACCCAUCGAAUGGACAUAUUAAAGAACGAAUACGAGAAGAUAUUAAUUCAAUAGAUAAAAUAUUUCGAUAUUAUAUUGUUCCACGAGAAAUUCAAUUUCAUGCUGAUGCUUUACAAGAUCGUUUACCGUAUUUUUUACAAUGCAAAGGAACAAAAAACUCAGUGAAGUUUACUGUUCCACCAGCAGCGACUGAUCAUUUGGCAUUAAAUACAGAGUAUUCUUCUAAUACAAUUACUGCUACAUUAAGAAGAAAUCAAUUUCGUCCUGAACUUGUAGGACGUUAUACAUGUUCAGAAACAAUUAAUGAUAAAAUAGUAGAAACAUCUGUUUAUGUAUUCAUUCAAGAUGGAACUACUGUAUUUACUAAAAGACUUUAUCCUAAAGUUUUACAACAAACAGGUGUUCAUUUUUUUAAUUUACCAUGUCAAACAACAAGUUGGUAUCCACGAAUGUCAUGUCCAACACCAACUGAUCCAAGUCAAUGUAAAAUACUUGAAUGUAAUUCAAAACAACGUCAAGUAAAUGAACUUAAAUGUAAUAUACCUGUAUGUACUGGCCAAGAGAUAUGUAUUCCUGUUUAUUAUACACCAGCGGAUUUGAAGCCUUCGAAAGUUUUUUUUGAUCCUCAAAUUGGUUUUGCAUUAGAAAAUCCAACUAUUCCAAAUUCACUUAUUCAAUUUACUUGUAUGAGUAAUUAUACUCCAAGUCAAAUAUCACGAAUUCCAUUCGAUACAUUCGAUCCUGAUCAUAUUGAAAUUCAUCAACCAAGUUUAAAUGUUAUGCCUGAUGAAACUGUAAGAUUAAGUUGUGAAAUUCAAUAUGGAUCAAAAAUGAAUAGCAAAAAUCCUAGUAUUUUCUGGUUUGAUGAUAUUUAUGAUCUUAAUCUUGUAGCAAAUGAAACUGAAAAAGCUGUUUUUAAUCCUCUUACACAAGUUUACAGUCGAAAUAGUUCAAUAACUCUUCGUGGUUUUAAAUCAGAUAAAGUUUAUCGUUUUUAUUGUGUACGCGUAUCUGAACAAGGAAUUUAUUCACGUUCUGUUGAGAUAACAUGUGUUAGUGUGCCAUCACUUGAUCUUGAAAUAAGUUCAAAUGGAUUAGAUACUGAUAAAUCAGUAUCCUAUGGGUCAGAUAGUAGUUAUGAUAUAACUAUUUUUACUAUUCCACGAUCAAAAAUUGUACUGGAAAUAACACGUAAUGGAGUGCCAUUAACAAAUGAUAAACGAUUUGAAUUAUUACCUGUAACUGAUCGUGAAAAUCAAUUUUAUGAUUAUACAUUAACAAUUUAUAAUGUUACAUUUGAAGAUGAAACAGAUAUAAAAAUUCAUGCUAAAUCAUCUGCAUUAGAAAAAAGUAAAAUAAUUAAACCAAGUGUUACGGGUAAUCCAGUUGGUCAAUUUUCAUUUGUACCAAAUGAAAUUCCACGUGAUAUACCUUGGCGUGAUGAUAAUUAUAAAACUAAAUUAAAUCUAUAUACUUAUGGUAUAUAUCAGCGUGAAUCAUAUCGUGUUGUUUGUACAGUUCGUCAUCGAUCUGAUAUAGAACGAUCAUUAAAUGUAUUUAUUCAACAUAGUGUAUGUACAGUAGAUAAUUGUUUAUCAGAUAUAAUCGAUAGAACUUGUCAAUCAUCGACAAAUCAACGAUUACCAACAACAAAAGCAACUCGUAUAAAUAAUUUUCAAACACAAUUUGUUAGUAUUGAAUCACAAACUAUUAAUGAUCCAUCAAUGGGUCAUCAAUAUAUUUGUUGUUAUGAACAAAAUGGUAUAUUUAUACUUGCUAAAGCUUUAACAGUAUUAGCACGUAAUCGUAAUAUGUUUAUUGUACAUAAACCGGAAUUUAGUUUAGUUACGGGUGACGUAUUAAAAUAUAGAUGUGAAAGUCAUGAUUUAGUUUAUGAUGAUGUUCGUAUGAUUUAUAAUGAUGGUUUAUUCACUUAUGAAAGAAAUCGUUUUGAUCCUGAAUGGCGUUUAAUUGGAACUAAUCAAGCUAAACAAGUUGAUAUUGAAUGGUCAUCACCAACAAGUGAAUACAUUCUUGAUACAGCUGUUGAACUUAAAACACCACCAUUAAGAAAAAUUGGAAAAAAUGGAUUUUUUCAAUGUACAGCAAUUUCGAAACGAUCAGAUGUUAUUCCAAGUAUGAAUGAUACAUAUAUGAUUAAUGUAGAUGAUCCCGUACAAUUACAAUUUAAAACCAAUUUACCAGCAGUUUCUAAAAUUGAUCGAAAAUCGGGUACAAAUGUUGAUUUUGAUUGUUCAUAUGAUGGACGACCACAACCGAAAAUAGUCUGGUGGAAAGGAAAAGUACCAUUGAUUAGUGAUGAUUCAACAUUACAAUUUCGUGAUAAUAAUGGAAGUAUUCAUAUAACACGUGCUCAAGCAUCCGAUACAGGUUAUUAUACAUGUGAAUUAACCAAUGGUCGUGAUCCAAAUUUAAGUCGAAGUUUUGAUUUACGUGUCAAAGGUCCAUCUGUUUCUACAAGAUAUCGUCGAUUAACAAAUAUAUUUAUAAUAAUAUCUGCUUGUUUAAUAUUACUUCUACUUGUUUUAUUAAUUAUUGUUGUAAUAAAAUAUAUUAAAAUGAAACAACUUGUUGGAAAAAGUGUAUUUCAUGCUGAACAAUCAAAUGAACCAGAAGAUAAAUCUCAACCACCAAUGACACAAUUAACACGUAUACCAUUACCAGAUAAUUUUGCAUCAACAGCACAAGUUCGUACAUUACUUGGUCUUGUUAAUAAUGAAACAUCACGAGGAGUAAAAGAUGAUUUUAAAGAACUUGGUCAUGGUCAAUUUGGUGUUGUCUAUCAAGUACGUUUACCUGAAGUUGGUCUUGUUGCUGCUAAAUUAUUACCAGAAUCUAUACGUAAUACUACUGAACGUCGUCAUGAUAAACGUAAAAAAAGUGAUGAUUUUGAAGAAAGUCUAGAAAUGUUAGAAAAAAAAGAAAUUCAAAAGAAAAAAGCUGCAGAAAUGUUGAUUGAUGAAAUAAAGGUUAUGCAUAAAGCUGGUAAACAUAUUAAUAUUGUAUCAUUACUCAAAGUUGCAUAUCCUGAAACAAAAUUUAAAUAUUUAAUCACUGGUGGUCUUAUACGUGAUGAAGAUUCAUUUUAUUUAAUGGAAUUAUGUUCAAAUGGUUCACUUGAAUCAAUGUUAAAACGUUUUCUUCAACCAUCAAAAAAUUCAUCACACGAUAAAUUAUCAUUAUAUGAAACACUUGCUAAACAAAAUGAUCCAGGAAUGACACUUGAACAAGCACAUGAAUCAUGUAUAUUAACUGAUGAUGAUUUAAAAUUAGCUGCAUAUCAAGUUGCUAGUGGUGUAGAUUAUUUAAAUAGACGACAAAUAGCACAUUGUGAUAUUGCAGCAAGAAAUGUUUUAGUUAGUUCAAGAUUUAUUAUGAAAAUAUGCGAUUUUGGUUUGGCAACAUAUACAACAUAUAAAAGUUAUCGUGAACAACUUGCUCAACAUGAGACUGUACAACUUGAAAAGAAAAAUAAUGAAUUAGCAACACAUAAUUUAACACCAGAACUUGCUAGAGCAUUUCUACGUGCAUCAACUCCUGAUGAACGUCUUUUACUUAAUAAAUCAUCACUUAAAUCUGAUGUAUGGUCAUUUGGAAUAUUUCUUUGGACAUUAUUUCUUAAAUGUCAAAUUCGACCAUUUAAUAAAUUACUCGAAGAAAUGCAAAAUAAAAAUGAUGGUGAAAGCUUUUUUCAUCGACUUGCUCGUGUUGUUAGUGAAGGUCGUGUUCUUAAAUAUAUUGAUUAUCAAAAAGAAAUUCCUGGCAAUAUUUAUGCUAUUAUUCGUGAUUGUCUUGUUGAAGAGAAUGAUCGUCCAGAAAUGACACGAAUACGUGCACUAUUAUGCCAUUCAAAAAUGUUAUCAAAACAAGCAUUUGAAUAUUAUCGAUCGGAAUAUAAUCGUUAUCAAGAAGAGAAUGCUGCUGAUGAAAAUGUUCUUCGAUUUGGUGAAGAUCAAGGUGUUAGUGAUUUACCAUCAUUUAAUGCUGAUAAUAAUUCUGAUGAAAAUUAUAUAUCAGCAAAUGUUCGUCAAAAUAAUAAGGAUGUUACUUUUCGUCCACCAGCAAAUGAUUAUUAUGCAACGGCAAGUGAUGGUACAUCUCAUACAUAUUUAUCUCAAUCAGAUAAAGAUUAUCCUGAACAAAGAGAUGAUUCAUAUUUAAUACCAGUAAAAGAUAAUAAUACAAAUAAACAACAACAACCACGAACAAUUGUUGGGAAUGUAUCGAGUGUACAAAAUCCAUUAUUAAAACCUACGAAUGAAUCAAAUAUUCCUCGAGUUGGUAUAAAAACUCGUGCACCAUUAAAACCAUCGGCAUCACCUCCAUCAACAAAACGUGAUGAUUCAGGUGAUAGUUAUGUAUAG